This is a messenger RNA of Lingula anatina, 2137 nucleotides long. Its product is annotated as angiopoietin-4. NCBI's taxonomy places the organism in Eukaryota, Metazoa, Brachiopoda, Lingulata, Lingulida, Lingulidae. Gene Ontology annotation, molecular function: protein-macromolecule adaptor activity; extracellular matrix structural constituent. The record is from RefSeq and is a predicted model, not a curated record. Gene Ontology annotation, cellular component: fibrinogen complex. Gene Ontology annotation, biological process: platelet aggregation; fibrinolysis; blood coagulation, common pathway.
ACACACCACUCAUAACCUGGUCAUUCUUUUUAUAGCAAUCACUGGGGCAGCAUGGAUACUCGGAUAAUUCCAAUAAUUUCAGGCAUGAUUCUGUUCCUCUUCACCUGGAUUCGGUCAACGGCCGAGGCGCUGAGCUUACCAGAGAAGAAUUUCACACUGUCCAUAGUGCAAGAGAAAGAUGGGAAUACAGCAUAUAUCUAUAACAUCCACAGUCUUCAGAUGCCUGACUGGGAGCAAGUACCUGAAGAGAUACUAAGAAGAAUGUGUCCGUGUCACCCAGGAGAUACUAAUCAAACACCACCACCACCACAGCCAAUAAAUAAUGCAAAUCACAACAAUAACAACAGGUAUAUUAAUUCAACACAGGUGUCCAUUUUGGAGGAGAUGUUUCGGGAACAGAGUGCUAUGAAGGAUAUACUGGAACAGCAAGCCAGAGAGAUAAUGGGACAACAAUAUCAACUUCGGGAAUUCAAGAUCAGACUCGCAACACAGGAGCGCUACUCACGGAGACUAGAGCACAGAUUAGCCAGGUUGGAAAAUAAAAGCAACUCUCACAACGAAACACAGCGGCAACAAUUGCAGAUUUCCUCUCAGGAAAAGGAAAUACUAAAUCUCAAGGCUAGAAUGGAAGAAAUAAUAAAAUUGUUGGCAAAGAAAUCCCAUGUAUCCGCUCCCAUCAAAAUUGACAAAUUAGAUAAUUCAAGCAGCGGGGAUAUCAUGCAAAGUGACAUGCCUGCCUUAAGUGUUCCUACUCAAAGACCAGAGAUAAAGUUAUACCGAGAUUGUUCUGAACUCUAUGGCAAUGGACAUACCCCGGGCGGUGUAUUUAAAAUUCAUCCUUCCAACAGCAGCGCACCCUUUGAAGUUGUGUGCGACGGCAAGUGGACAGUUAUACAAAGGAACCACCUCCACAGCAGGACCAACUUUGAUAGAGGUUGGAAAGAUUACAAAGAUGGCUUCGGCAACUUUGACUCUGACUUCUGGUUAGGAAAUGACAAGAUCCAUCGGCUGUCUAGCGUCAAAACCCGGCCAUUCAUGCUCAAGAUAGAAAUCUGGAACAUCUAUGAAUCCAAGAGCUUCUAUGCACAAUAUGGCUACUUCAGAGUGGCAAACGAGGCCAAGAACUACUCCCUCCACGUACAGGGUUACUCUGGCAAUGCAGGCGACAACCUCAACUAUGGCUCCAUCCUGGGACCAUUUUAUCACCACGGGAGAGCAUUUACGACACUGGACAGAGACAAUGACCGGUGGCAUGCUGGGAACUGCGCCCAGACCAAUGGAGGGGGUUGGUGGUACGACAACUGCCUGACUGCAGACUUGAAUGGGGACCUGUACUGGUAUCCCUUGGGAACCAUCAGUAAAAGUGUCAUGAAGAUCAGACCUAUUGAUAACUCAUAGCACUACUUGACACAAUGAGAUACCUUUCACAGUGUAGCAUAAUAUGUUGGAUAUAACUUGGUUUCCAGUGAGACACAAGACCCUGAAAUCUAUGUUAGGGAAAUAAUUCAUAUAAUACAAUGACUCAAACUGCUGUCACGCCAGCUGACACCCAAUAUGACAUGUAUGGAAGAUAACAAUAAGACUACAAAAAGCACACUGGCAUACCCAAUUUAUUUUCACAGCUAACACACUGCCACGCCCAAUGUGCAGUCCCAGCUAACACUGUCACAUCCAAUGUGUUGUCACAGCUAACACACUGUCACAUCCAAUGUCUUGUCACAGCUAACACACUGUCACACCCAAUGUGUUGUCACGGCUAACACACUAUCAUGCCCAAUGUGUUGUCACACCUAACACACUGUCACACCCAAUGUGUUGUCACACCUAACACUAUCUAAAUCCACAUGCAUUAUUUGAAGUAUAGCUCCAUCACUGCCAAAACUCUCAGGUCUCGAGAAGUGUAUUGCAGAGUAUGUCUUUCAAAUAUCUUGUUUGUUAAUGUUAAAUACUAAAGGAAACAGGUCACACACAAACGCACACACACCAACAGACUCUCAGAGACAUUACCCGAUGAGAAACAGUUCUGUCAAGAACAAAUGGAUCCCCAAAGACUUCAUGUUAAUUAAAUAACUACCGCUGUAUCACUGCCAAGAAUAAUCCCACGAGAAAUCAUGAUCAUAUUAAAGUCAUCACCUGC